This is a messenger RNA of Plutella xylostella (diamondback moth), 1705 nucleotides long. RefSeq names its product AN1-type zinc finger protein 2A. NCBI's taxonomy places the organism in Eukaryota, Metazoa, Arthropoda, Insecta, Lepidoptera, Plutellidae. Gene Ontology annotation, biological process: protein targeting to ER; proteasome-mediated ubiquitin-dependent protein catabolic process. The record is from RefSeq and is a predicted model, not a curated record. Gene Ontology annotation, molecular function: zinc ion binding. Gene Ontology annotation, cellular component: cytoplasm; endoplasmic reticulum.
GAAAUUUUGGUUUCGUCUCGAAGUGUCGAAUGAUAUGAUUCACAAUAUUUAGUAUUUGUACGUGAAACGAAGGUAUAAAUGUUCUUGCAAUACUAUUUCACCAUUAGAUCAGAAUCGUCCUAAUUGAGUUUCGGAGUAAAAGUGAUUGUGACUACGUUCCUUUUGUAAUUAUGGAGUUUCCACACAUAGGAAAGAAUUGUUCUUACAAUUUCUGCAAUAAACUAGAUUUUCUACCAUAUAAAUGUGAUGCAUGCAGUGAAGUUUUCUGCUCGGACCACUUUGCAUAUGUAAAGCACAACUGUCAGGCCCCAAACCCCCGUGAUGUCCAGGUGCCUGACUGCCCACUAUGCGGAGCCCCCGUGCCGGGCAAGCGCGGGGAGGCACCAGAUGUGGCUGUCAGUGCACACAUCGACAACCAGUGCACCUCGGACAAGGCCAGAGAUAGAAGGAAUAAGGUGUUCACAAACCGGUGCUCGUACCGCAACUGCAAGGCGAAGGAGAUGAUCCCGGUCGUGUGUUCGGAGUGCACCCUCAACUACUGCCUGAAGCACCGGCACACGGCCGACCACGCCUGCGAGGGGAAGCUGGCCGCUAAGAGGAGACAGGCUGCCGAGGCGGCCAUGGCUCGCAUGAGGGCGAGCGAGCAGCGGCAGCCGCCCGCGCAGCCCGCCGCCGCCUUCACCGCCGUGCAGGGGAAUAUGUCAGAGGACGAAGCAUUGGCCCGAGCCCUAGCCCUCUCGAUGCAAGAAGACUCCUCAAACCUCCACGCCAGAGACACAAACUUCGCCAGAGCAUUGACAAGGCAGCGGGUGGGCGGCGAACAGAACUCCAGGUGUACAGUCUCAUAGCAGAAAAAAAGAAAACUGUCACAUUCUGACAGUUCGCAUGGAGGCCAAGCCGAAAAGAGGUUGUAAGAAUAUUGCUACUUAUUAUUUUAGUGAAUGUAUUGAAUCCGAUAUUUUUGUAAAGGUCGCGUUAUUUUAAAAUGCAUCUCUAAGGCGUACAUACAAUACAAACACAUAGGUACCUACUCACUACAUUUUUUCCCAUGAGGUCGAGGUAUUUUUACAAAGUUAAUCUUUUCGGCAGGCUCUGAUUUAAUCCCUGUAUAUUGUAUACCCGUGCGGAUAUAGAAAGAAUAUGAAAUGGAGGUCGGUAAAAAUAGGAGUAGAGAGAGACAGAGCUACAGUCCAACUAUAAAGUCGUGAAAACGGAAGUGGAUCCUAACUAAUUGUUUAAGAUCGUAUUUAAUCUUUCUGUUAUACAUAUUUAUUAAAGGACAAAUCCGUUAAAAAUCCAUAAUCUAUCGGUAUUUUAUUUUUAAAAUGUAUGUAAAAGUAAGUAAAUAACUGAUGAUCAUAAAAAAUCUUAACAAAAUCGCACUCUUUGAUGUCAGGACUUUAUAGUUUGACUGUACGAUAACAGCAAAGCCAUACAUAUAGAUCGUUUCUUAAUCCGCUCGACUUACAGUGACAAGUUUAAUAACAAAUAAUUAAUUUAUUGUUGCAAAAAGCCUCAUGUUAAAUUAAUUAUUUGACAAAGACCAUCUAACCUCAUUAAUUCAGCCUCAGUAUAGGUAAGCACGUACAACUUAGUUUAAUAUAUUUAACUUAAAUAAUUUUAAUUAUAAAUUAGACAAUUUCAUAAUCAUUGUUCGCUUAUGUAUUUUGUUUAUAAUUAUAUAAGGAAUGAAGAUGUGUUAUGG